GUCUGCGGAGUCGCAGAGUGGUUUUGUCUGCGGAGUCGCAGAGUGGUUUUGUCUGCGGAGUCGCAGAGUGGUUUUGUCUGCGGAGUCGCAGAGUGGUUUUGUCUACGGAGUCGCAGAGUGGUUUUGUCUGGGGAGUCGCAGAGUGGUUUUGUCUACGGAGUCGCAGAGUGGUUUUGUGCACGGAGUCGCAGAGUGGUUUUGUCUACGGAGUCGCAGAGUGGUUUUGUCUACGGAGUCGCAGAGUGGUUUUGUCUGAGGAGUCGCAGAGUGGUUUUGUCUACGGAGUCGCAGAGUGGUUUUGUUUGCGGAGUCGCAGAGAGGUUUUGUCUGAGCGCGCGCGGGGUCGCAGAGUGGUUUUGUCUGCGGAGUCGCAGAGUGGUUUUGUCUGCGUGGGCGGAGUCACAGAGCGGUUGUGUGGGCGGAGCCGCAGAGCGAUUUUGUCUGCGGGGUCGCAGAGCGGUUUUGCGUUGGUUUGGUCAGAGUUAUGGGACCGGUGAACUCGCUGCUCUCAUGGCGUGCGUGGAUCCCGCUGAGCCGGAUCACGUUCUGUGCCUACUUGAUCCACCCGAUCCUGUUGCAGAUCUACAAUUUAAGUCGACCGCAUCCAUUCCACUUCACGACGGUCUAUCAAAUGGUUGGUUUCUGAGGUGUUUAUUCUUUUAUCUGUUCGCUGUGGCUGUCACGAUGGCGUAUUUCGUUGGUUUCCUGCUGAGUCUGGCCGUCGAAGUGCCUAUCUCCAACGUGGAGACGUUGGCUAUCAACACGGUGACGGGCAAAAUUGGCGGUCGCCCGAAAUCGGCAGCACAAUAUCCGCCAAUCUCCGAAAAACCCGGCAAGAACGACAUAGUAGAAACGUGUGCAGACGAUACGGAUGCGCGGAAUGGUGCUGCAGGAUUGGAGAGGGUCGAAUUGAAGUUGUUAUUGAGUGAUGCGAGUAGAAAUGUUCGUUGUGGUAUUGUGGUCGGUGGUUGUGGUGCUUGUGGUCGAUGUCGUGUUGUGAUAGCACCACCUAUUCGUUUAUUCCUAUUGGAGUGUAGUUAUCGACGGUGGACGGUUGGUAUGGAUUGGUAUUGUCAUCGAUGUGAGCUGGUGGAAGGCAGGAGGGGAGGAUCGAGGCGCGGACGGAGGGAGGUCGUGGCGCAUGGCUGGUCGAUUUCAAAGGGGCGAUGGCAUGGUACGAGCCGAUGUUCUUCAGCCCUACAAGAGGGCGAACCACCGUCGAAGAGGCCCGCAAGANGUGCGGGCUUAUUACAACACGGAUGGAUGCAACUGCAUGCCCUUUGGAUAGGGCUGAAAAUGGUGAAUCUGGACGAGGCGGAGGAGGACGAGGCGGCGGCUACACGAAGAUAA
This is a messenger RNA of Anisakis simplex (herring worm), 1350 nucleotides long. The record is from the annotation of a GenBank genome assembly. Lineage: Eukaryota; Metazoa; Nematoda; Chromadorea; Rhabditida; Anisakidae.